AUCUGAGAACACAACAUAACUCCCCUCAAACAUAGCCGUUAUAUCUGGGAUGCCCUGCCCAAAGAUUCAAAAUCUAACGGUUAUUUCAAAACCCUAGCGCAGGGCGAAUUCCGACAUGAGAGAAACAAUGGCGAAGGAAGAGGAGUGCCCCCACCCCCAGAAGCCAAAAUCUGAAGAUGGAGAAAAAUCAAGCACUCUGUUUAGCCCUGGGUUCCGGUCCGUGGCGGCGAUGGCUGGUUGGGACGAAGAGGCGCUUCUGAUGGCGUCUCUCGUAGUAGAAGACACUCCCGACCGAAAUCCGGAACAGAAAAAACGCACUGGUCUCCUCAAUUCCACCACUCCAUCCACCAAAUCGAGAAGGAAAAGGAGGGCUCAGAUACGCGUGACGGUUCUCGAUCUCGAAGAAGUUGAAUGCGAGAAAAAGGAGACAGAAACCACCGAGUCCGGUGGAACUUCCGACAGUAAGAAAGGAGGAAAUGCUGAGUCAAAGGCAAAGGAACCAUCAAUCCCCUGCAGCAUUGAUAAGCUUCGUGAAGAACUUUCUUGUGCUAUUUGUUUGGAGAUUUGUUUUGAACCAAGUACCACUCCUUGUGGACACAGUUUCUGUAAAAAGUGUUUGAGAUCUGCUGCUGAUAAAUGCGGGAAGAAAUGCCCAAAAUGCAGGCAGCUUAUCAGCAAUGGAAGAUCUUGCACUGUGAAUACAGUUCUCUGGAAUACAAUUCAGUUAUUAUUUCCACAAGAAGUUGAAGCAAGGAAAGCUAGUAAUGGUAAAGUUCAGCAACAAAGUCCAGCAAGAACUCAUCAUCAUCAUCAUAAUAGUCGAAAUCGAAGAGUUGGGAUGUUAAAUAAUAAUAAUAGUCCAGAGGCAGAAAGUGAGCAGCAGCAGCAUCAAAGCCUGGGAAGAGCAAACACCAGCAGGAGUAGAGUAAGAAGAGAGAGUGGGAGGCCAAGUAGAGGCGAUUUCGUGAGUGUAAGGUCAAGAAGGGAGUUGCCAAGCCAGGAUGAGGAUUCUGCAUUGGCAUUGAGAUUGCAAAGAGAGGAAUUCAUGGCAGCUUUCAGGGAUGAUUCUGAGGAACAGGAGGAACAACGCAGGAGGACCUCCUCCCUUGCAGUGGCCAGAGCAAAUCUGAGAGCUAUGGCGUCAAGAGCCAUUAACAUUCGAACUAGAAGUCGGGGAACAUACUGAACUCUGGUUGGCAUGUUUUAACAAUUACUCUAUUGUUAUGGUUUUUUCUCCACCUUCUCCUCUGAAUGCCCCUUGGAGGUUAGAAUCCAUCUGUUAUUUUGUACUAAUACAUUGAAAU
Molecule: messenger RNA, 1304 nt
Organism: Ipomoea nil (Japanese morning glory)
Lineage: Eukaryota; Viridiplantae; Streptophyta; Magnoliopsida; Solanales; Convolvulaceae
Product: E3 ubiquitin-protein ligase RNF169-like
Exons: 5
Coding region: 116-1186 (356 amino acids)
Biological process (GO): double-strand break repair
Cellular component (GO): site of double-strand break; nucleus
Molecular function (GO): nucleosome binding; metal ion binding; ubiquitin-protein transferase activity
Source: RefSeq, a predicted model, not a curated record